Messenger RNA from Kickxella alabastrina, 5299 nucleotides. RefSeq lists its product as uncharacterized. The transcript has 3 exons. The coding region runs from base 1 to 5286 and encodes 1761 amino acids. The record is from RefSeq and is a predicted model, not a curated record. Lineage: Eukaryota; Fungi; Kickxellomycota; Kickxellomycetes; Kickxellales; Kickxellaceae.
AUGAUCGAUCCAAACGACUGCGACUAUUUCAGCUGGGCUCCAGAGAGCCACGAAUUCCUGAAAGACACUUACAAAAAAUACUCAUUCCUCAACACAAUACCGCUCAACGUCAAGCGAGGUGCAUUCCGCAACAUGAAUAACACUCUCAGCGACUACGUUCUAUCGGAUCUAUUCAAGAACUUGGAGCAGAUGCGCUGGGCAAUAAACAACAUCAAGUUUGGCAUGCAGCUUCCAGUUCAAGAUGUCGAUAUGAUUUCGGACGCAUUCAAGCAGUACAGCGACCUCCUGUUCAUCUUGCACCGGAUGAGCCGCGAGGAGACAUACUCUGAAAAUGAUAUUAUUGAAAUCACCAACAGUUCCAUGCUUGAGCUUGUUUGUCGGCAAAGCACGCUGUUCAAUCCACGGUUAUUUUUUGAGGACGAGCUGCCCCUAUGCACGCUCAACCACCAGUUCAGUGACCAGCCCACGUUGACGCGAGAGUCGUGUUUGCUCCCUGCAAAGCAGCUGCCGCUGACUCCCAAGGUGGAGCCAGAGCCGGAGCCGGGGCCUAGCAAAUCCAUAAGCAAGCUCGAGGUGCCAAACGGCAACAUACAGAGACGAGGCUCAGUGGCAGACACCAUUUUGGCAUCCCGACUCCAGGCGGCAGAUGGAUUCCUCAGCAACAUUCCUGAACAAAGCUUUCCCAAGUCACCAAUGCCAAUGUCCUUUAUACCCCCCAGAAGCAGCACAGACAACGAGCCGCCGGGUAGCAAACACAAACAUACCACAGAGCGCAUUAGCAGGCGCCGAACAAACACAUUGUCCAACAUCAGCCCGAUGGCUACAGCAACCUCCAAUCCCAAAACCAGGUCGGUCGGCUCCGCAAAUUUACUAAUAUCACACGCGCGCCACAUUCGCACAAUGGAGCUCUGGGAGCGAUAUGUCAGCCUUCUUUCCCGCGUACUAAAGGUUUAUUCGACUAUAAUGCGCUUGCUACAGCCGGACGUUUCAAGCGACAUUGCCUACAAUAUAACCAGGUACAUGAUGCUUGUGGCCGAUAUUGUGCUUUCUCAGGGAGGCAAAAACCCGCGACUCAAAGUUUGGGUUAACAAGUACAAGCUGCACUUCAACGCCGAUAUCUGGGACAAGACAUGGGGCACUAUCGGCGAGCGCCUGGAAUACGACGCGGUCAAGCUUGCCAUUGACGUUUGGAGCCGUGUCAUUGCCAUGCCAAACGUAUCCAACGACGUGGUGCUAUUUGACUUUGAGAACUGGCUUCACCGCGAUAGGGUACUCGACUGCUGGCUGCAAAUAACCAAGCAGGUUUCAAAUAGGGUUCUGCACGCGUAUUAUCCCUACGACAAGACAGUUGGCACAGACACCAUCCAUGUGCGGUUUUUGGAUUUUAGCGUGGCCGGAAAGACCAACGACGAAGAUGCAAUUCUUCUGUUGCGCACGUAUGCGCAGACCAGCAUGGACCUGGAUUCUGCGAGCAGCCACGCAUUUUACCUGUACUCCAACAAUAUAACCGCAAUGGUUAAACUCGGGCUUUAUAUCAAACGUAUUGUCGAGAUUGAUGGUGCAAAAUACGUUCAGGACUCGCCGACGGCCAACUACGCGCUGCACCUGUUUGGAAAGCCGCUGUUUGAAAUUGCAAAGCAUAUUGGAAAGGUAACACCUUACUAUAUCGAGGCACGCUGCCGAGUCAUAGCUUUGUUCUCUCAGAUACUGGUGCUAGCUGAGGACCCAAAAGACCCCUUGCGAACAUGGUAUCGGAACAGUAUCAUCAGCAUACUUGACAACGAGAUAAACAAUCUUAGCCACGUCCAGGCAGUACUGCCGAACGUCCCGAUGCUAUUAAAGAGCUCGCGUUACGUCCGGCCAUUCAUUGCUCCGCUAUUUGGCAUGGUGUGCCGUGUGCUUCCUUGGGUCAACGAUGUUCCGCUGGUUCAAAGCGAAAUUAGUCUGCGGUACCUCGGCUACAACGCGCUUUCUGCAUUAAUUUCGUUUGUUGGAUACUACCACGAGAUCGGCUGUUCAGACCUGAUCGCUGACACGGACAACAUGGCCCAGAAUCAGUUUACCAAAAACGUAGCUCAAGACAAGAACAACCCCAACCUCCACUACAAUCAGUUUAAGGAGUCGGCGUUAGAGGACAGCGUGUUCAUGAGCUACCUGCACUUGAUCUUCCAGGUUCUGCUCAGCUCAGCCAUUGGGGAGAAGGACUUUUUCAACUUGCAGUGUUUGACAUGUGUAACUCUGGUAUACCUGUACCAGUAUGCGGAGCACAACUCGGGCUAUGCCGUUCUGUUCAUCGAGCUCUACGUUGAGCUCCUGCGCAACACGCGCGAUGACAAGCUGGCCACCGUGUACAUUUACGGGCUGACCCAAGUGGCAACGAUUACCUGGAAGAAUGUCCUUUCCGAAGAGCAGCACCGGAGUAUUCUCGUCGCUCUAUUUCAUGGUCUUUCAAACUGCGACCAUGAUCUUAAACGGUUUACACAUUGGGACCGGUACCACCAAAUAUUUAUCACUUCGAUUCGCUGCCUGAGUGUCUGGAUGUCGGUGUCUGCAGAGCAAGCCCUGAUGUUACCCGAGUUAUUGGAUGAGACGACAGAGUUGCUAAAGCGCUGCAAUAUGUUCCUCAGCACAGCAGACUCGCCAAUGUACUCCAUACACGGCCCGCUCGAGCGCAGGGUCAACUUGGGCACAUCUGUCGAAUACAACGAGCACAUGUAUCAGCCAGGCAGCUGGGCCGGUUUUUUGAACAUCUCACGACAGCCUUACACGCAGAAGGAUACCAGUGAAAAUAUAGUUUCAUAUACCACAUUGGAUUCAUUUUCCAAGUCUGAUCCGCCGCCAUCCCAGCGCAUAUCCAAUACUAGCAAAAAUCACACAGUGCGUGUGUUGACAGACUCGCUGCACAAGGUUCUAACGGCGACCAUCUCUGUGUUUUCAACCAUCCUCCUCCGGAUCAUCAACAGAGACCAAUAUAACGGCUCUUACGCGCCGCACGACACGCUGCUUGUGCACUCGGUGCUCCAACAAAAAAAAGUACCUGAUAACAGCGUCAUCUUCAGCGCAUUUGACACCAAGCUUAACCGCUUGAUGAGGGAUUUUACCCCGGUAAGUGUCACCUUCUUCUCGGCCUACCACAGCAUGAUCUACUCCAUUGUCAAUUUCAAGCAGUUCAGUAACGGCAAGUGGUCGGAUAGCGCGAGUCUGCACACGAGCAGGUAUUCGAGCGGCUCCAAGCAAUGGAUAGUAUUUACGUCCAAGCCCAAGGCAAUGGCAGAGUUGGAUCCAGGCCCAGAGAUAUAUCCCGAUGUGCCCACCACUGGUGAGCUGCCGUACAUGCCAACCCUUGAAACUGCUUACGCUUCGAAUACAGAUGUCCAGCCAUGGGUUCGCAUAGCAGAUGGACUGUUGGGCAGCAACCCAUUGCGCUCAACAUUCGGCGCUGCAGACAAACUUCAAGGCAUACAUCGAACAACACCGCUGAUUAGCGACGAGGGCGAAGAGAAAAUGGAGCAGCGGACGGCUGGUGACUUUGACAAGCUACACAACUUGCGCAUAGAGCCCGAUAUCGAGUUUACACCAGUACAACCUUGCGAGCAACUGCACCGCGGCAACAACCACUACCGGCGCAAUCUCCAUUUGCGGCACUCGGUAGACUCGUCAUUGCUGGAAAUUUCCGAGCCAAUGCUGCAAGAUUUGGACCAUCUUGAUAAUUUGGACAAUCCGUUCACUGCUUAUGCCGGCGUCAUUUACAUGAGAUCGGCCAACUCCCUGGCGACGGAAUGCACACUGGCCAAGGGUCCGCUCAAGGGCGUCAGCCCCGAGUUUAACAAUUUUUUGAUGACAUUGAACCGGGUGCCCUUGCCGCCGGUCGAGCGGCUGAAGACCCAUCCAAGAGACCCGACGAUCAUGCGUUGUUCGUUUAGCAUCAGGAGCUUCGAGGUCAUUUUUGAUCUGGCGCCUAACGUGAGCUCGCUGAUCAGCGGCUGCAAAAUGGGUGCGCACGAUAACGACUGGUUCUAUGAUAUGAUGCAUGAGCGCGGCAUCUAUGUGAUGUGGUUUGACAGCCACAUGGGCAACAUUGACAUGGACUUGGCCUGGCAGUUUGUCGACGACAGAGACAACUUUGGUUCCAAGCAGCGCGCAAAUACAUCGAAUUCUGUCAAGUCCCACUCAGAAAGGAAUCGCGCUUCUCACGACAGGCACCCGCACCAUUCAGACAAAAAGGAAAACACACGAUUCAAGCCCAGCCUGCCCGUGUCGAAUGAGACCAUUCAAUCGGCACCCACGCAUGUAGAACCAGUUUCCGAGACGUCUGGGAAGGACUUUUCUUCGAUUCAGUCGUUAAAGCCGGAAAAGGUGGAGAAAAAACGCGACUUUUUAGCCGAGCCUAUACAGAACAAGUCCAAGUCCAAGGCGCGGGAGUUCUUUCAAAAGGCCAUCCAUAUCACUCGCCGGCAGGCCUCAAGCCAAAAAAGCCCACUGCCUUCGCGAGAAAACAGCGAGCCCUGCAGUAACCCCUGCAGCGAGCAAAGUAGCAUGAGCAUUCAUGUUAACGACCAGCAGCACGACAGCAAGCUCAAUUCUCACUAUGCUCAAUCGCCACCCUGUGCGGAUCCUGUUUUCAGGAACAAAAAUACACCAGAAACUCCUGUUUCUGCGUUUUCAACGAACAGUUCGAUCGCCAAAAUGCACAUGGAUAAAUUUUCGAUGAGAGGGGUCGUGUCGACGCCCACAUCGCCUUUAAUGCAUUCGCCGAAAAGUAUCAAUACAGGGCCUAAUGUCGAGACGGGCCGUGAUGGCAAUUUUCCUGAAUCCAUGCCAGUCGAGAGUAUGGCUGACACUUCUGUACCGAAAAUGCGGGUCCUCAUUGCGGUGGCUCCAGUUGACCACACAUGUGGGCAUUUGGUCAAGGUGUCGAUGUCUGCGAGUGGUGGCUCGAAGCAGAUGAACGACGAAUUUAUCCGCAUGACCGGCCCGUUAAUGUCUAGCACGAUUGUCGAGACAAAGCAACUUGCUGCUCUGUUGUCGACUACAGUCACAGAUGCAUCGGCGAACAUUGCGUCCUUGAAUUGUGAUGACUUUUCGGUUGUUAACAGGCGCAUGGGGAUGAUCACAUCGAUUAUUGAGAACUACUGCGUCAAGCACAAGACUGUCGACGACCUGCACAAGUACUUGUUCUCUGUCGGAAAGAGCGGGGUACAAAGCACAUUUGCCAUUCCACAUACGACUACUGAUGUAAUUGCAAAAAACGACGGAAAUGCCGAUGCUAUAAAUCACCAGAAAUAAUUGUGAAGCUGUG